This is a messenger RNA of Anopheles cruzii, 945 nucleotides long. Its product is annotated as fatty acid hydroxylase domain-containing protein 2-like. Gene Ontology annotation, molecular function: C-4 methylsterol oxidase activity; iron ion binding. The record is from RefSeq and is a predicted model, not a curated record. The coding region runs from base 1 to 945 and encodes 314 amino acids. NCBI's taxonomy places the organism in Eukaryota, Metazoa, Arthropoda, Insecta, Diptera, Culicidae. The transcript is spliced from 3 exons. Gene Ontology annotation, biological process: sterol biosynthetic process.
AUGCAUUCGUGGGAAAAAGUUAUUGAAUCCACAUUCAUAACCCUCCGGUUGCAGCAGAAUUCGUUCGAAAAUGUAUCGGAAUCCUGUGUCACGCAGAUUGGAGAUGUACAGGGAGACAUUUCCCAAACUUUUAUCGAACGAUCGUGGAAUGCGCUGCUCGAUGUUAUCGGUGAUGAUCCGGACAUGCUGUACGUUUGGUAUUUGACGAUCUACACGUACGGGCUGUACUGGAUUAUUGGUGGCCUUUUUGCACUGAUGGACCUCACUAACCGACCCAAGUUUCUGCGCAAGUACAAAACGCAACCAGGGACCCACGAACCAUUGCGGUGGGAUCAUUUCAAAAAGCUCGUCAGAACGGUAGCUUUCAAUCAAGUAGUGGUCGCCGUACCGACUUCUUACAUCUCCUACCAUGUCAGCAAACGGUUCAUUACCAUGCCGGACGUUCGUGUGGUGCCGUCGUUGGGUCUGGUCCUGCGAGACAUGGCCGUGUGCAUUUUCGUUUGGGAAACAUGGUUCUACUACGUUCACCGGAUGUUCCAUAGCCGACAUUUUUAUCAGCGAUUCCACAAACAGCAUCACGAAUGGCGAGCGCCGGUGGCACUGUCCGCCAUGUACGCGCAUCCACUCGAGUCCCUUCUUAACACUUUGCCUCCCGUGCUUCUCGGCCCCGGAAUCAUGAGAAGUCAUUUGUUCACGACAGUCAUUUGGCUGACGUUCGUCACGUGGGACUCUCUGGGGGACCAUUCCGGUUAUCAUCUGCCGUUCCUGGGAAGCUCCGAGGCACACGAUUAUCACCAUCAGAACUUCAACCAGUGCUACGGAAAUUUCGGGUUGUAUGAUCGACUCCACGGCACCGACAACGAGUUUCGUAAAAAGAAACAGUAUCAAAGGCAUCGUCGAAAUUUUAGCUUCAAAUCCGCCAGGGAACUUGUGCCGGGGAAAUAG